Messenger RNA from Boeremia exigua, 1071 nucleotides. RefSeq lists its product as uncharacterized. Lineage: Eukaryota; Fungi; Ascomycota; Dothideomycetes; Pleosporales; Didymellaceae. The record is from RefSeq and is a predicted model, not a curated record. Bases 127 to 1071 code for a protein of 314 amino acids. The transcript is spliced from 4 exons.
AUAAAACGGGAGGCUUUCAGGCUUCAGGUUAAAAAAGCAUCUAUUCAUAACUCAGUUCUUUGAUCUCUAUUGCGAGAGUUGCAAUCAAGUUCUUGCAAUCCUGUCUACUUAUCCAUUCAAGGCAGCAUGCCGAACCCUCCUCACCAGCGUAGUAACCCCGAGAUCACCGCUCUGCCGGCUACCGCUCCCAUUGAGGAUAUUGUCAAUGUCAUCAAACGUGAUGGUGGUAUCAUCAUCAAAAACUUCGUAAAGCCCGAAGAUAUCGACAAGAUGGAUCAGGAGGCAAAGCCUUGGUUCGACAAACUCCGGGGUUUGAAAUAUGAAGGAACGCUUUUUCCCCCAAGUGACCCGCCACUCAGUGGUUUCGCGGGCAAAUCGCACACUUUUGUUCAUAAAUGCGUUAACCACCCCACGUACCGCGAGACCGCUAAAGCGCUUUUGAGAGAAGUCUCAUACCCGUUCCGCGACGGCAAACGGUAUGAGUGUGUGUCAAACCCGGUCCUAGCUGUGUCUGAAGCCUUCUCACGUGGGGAGUCUGCUGCCCAGCCUCUUCACAGAGAUGAUAUGGCUCAGCAUUUCGAGCAUCUUGAGGGGAGUGGAGAGAGCACGUUACUAGGCCUUCUUGUCGCUGGUACGCGUUGCGUCUACGAAAACGGCGCCACACAAGUCAUCGUUGGCUCGCACAAGUGGCCUGAAGCGGAUCAGGUAGGCUCUGCCGAUCGAUCGCUUUGCUCAACGGCGGAAAUGGAGAGAGGCGAUGCUGUCAUGAUCAUUGGUUCGAUUUGGCACGGUGCCGGCGCCAACCAAUUGAAAAAUGAACGUCGCAACAUCUACUCCUGUCACAUGACGCGUGGAUCUUACCGCGCAGAUGAGAAUCAGUACGUUGGUGUACCCAUCGAGGUGUUGAAGACAUAUGAGCCGGAAGUUCAGGCCCUACUCGGCUACUCGGUCAGUGAGCCAUUCUGCGGCCACGUUGGUAUGAAAGACCCGAUAACCCUCCUGGGUAGCAAAGAAGACCCUUUUGGGUACGGUCCGUUUGAAGGCAAGCCUGUCGAGAGUGUAGGUGCAUGA